UUCGAAAAGCUAGUGGCUACGUAGUCAAGGGGUUCUGAUUGGCUAAAUCUAGCUACAAAAGUAGUUGAAAUUUCCCCUCCGACGUAGUGUAAAAAUUUCGGCUAAAAAGUUAGUUGGCACUGAUUUUGACGUUUCACAAUCAGCUGUUGAAAAAAUUUAAAAAAGAUACAAACAUUUCAAAAUGAAACUUAUUGUGCAGUAUUUAGAAAUAAAUUACGAAAUAGAGGCAGAUGAAGAAAUUUGCAAUAAAAUCUUAACAGAUCCAGUGUAUGCCGCAGCAUUCAUGGAACAAAAUUUGAGUGCCCAAAAUGCAGAACAUACGGAGGAAGAUUCAGUGUCUACUCCAACAAAUCUUGAUUAUGCACAAGAAAACACAGGCAAUAUAGAGAAAGAAUCUUCUUGGGAGCACCGCACCGUUCUUCUGUUUUUAGAAGAAUGUAGCAGGCAUAAACAUGAGCUAAGAAACCCAAAAAUCAGGCGCAGGACGGUGUUCCUUAAAAUUAAGGAGGCGAUGGAGGGUAAAGGCUACAAUUUUAAAGAGAGCUCGCUGGAAAAGAAGCUGGGCAAUUUAAAGAUAAGGUAUAACCGCAUCCUGGAUAACAACAAAAAAACUUCCACAGGUCGAGGGCGCAUGUCCUGGCCCUACUUCGAACAAAUGUGCCUAAUAUAUGAAGACGAAGUUAAUGUCAGGGAUGCGCCUACAGUGAGCUCUCUGAACCCUUCAUCGCUGUGUGCUCCCUCGGAUUGCACUCCCUCGGAUUGCACUCCCUCUACCUCCAAACAAGCAACCCUUCGCUCAAAAUUAGUUGCACUGGAGGAGGAAAAGGUGGAAAUCGCGCGAGGGGUGCUAAAUGAAUUGAAGGAAAUGCGAGUUCUAAAACAGAAAAGGUUGGAAUUCGAGAUGCUUAAAUACAAGGAAGAAAAAGAAAAUAGAACAAGUAAGUUAAUAUAAUUUCUUAAAAUAUAUUCUCCUAAUAUCAUUUUAUUUUUUAGAUAACUGAGAACUUUGCAGAGAUUGGAUGGAGAGUUAUCGUGUGUAUUUUUUGUUAAUGAAUUUUAUAAUUUUUGUUUUUAACUGUGAUGAAAUACUUUUUUUUUAAAUGAAUUGUUUUUUUUUUGUUUAGUAUUAAGUGUGUUAUUUUUAUUUUUAAGAAAGCUUAUAGUUAGGUUAAGAUUAGUUUAUAAGUUUAGUAAUAAGAUUUUUAGUCAUGAAGACAAACUGAAGUUCCUUUUUUUGUAAACAAAACAAAGUACAAAUAAAAAAAUUAAUUGAAAAAAGUA
Eupeodes corollae is the source of this 1281-nucleotide messenger RNA. RefSeq lists its product as uncharacterized. The transcript is spliced from 4 exons. Bases 182 to 952 code for a protein of 256 amino acids. The record is from RefSeq and is a predicted model, not a curated record. Lineage: Eukaryota; Metazoa; Arthropoda; Insecta; Diptera; Syrphidae.